GGGUUUCGAUCUGCGAUAAUAUGGCCAGUAGUGACAUCAACACUUUCGCGGCCACCGACAGAUGGACAAAUCCGGGAGCGACCCUCACGGCAGUCACAUUUACCAUCACCAGGAUAUGAAAUUAUACUAUAGCGCCACCGUCGCGAAACGACUCUUCCAGCUCGCCCACCCGCCAGCUCACAGUUUAAUGAAAAUGCGUUUCCUUACAUUCCCGCACAGGCAUGAUAGACAAAAGGAAGAGAAAGAAAAAUGCAGAAAAACACUAUCGCAAUAAAUUAUCUUAUAUGGGGAUCAAGUGUCCAUUGAGGUACCCCGCCAUGAGGUUGCGAUAAGCGGGGUUGACGAUAUCGGAGGUCGAGCCGUGCCCCGUUCUGAUUCCGAAACAACACGGCAUCCGGGGUCUAAAUGCCGGGGCCGAAAACACUCAGCAUCGACGGUCAUCUACUACAAGGAAUAGAAACAUGGCACGAGCCAUGGAAAUCGGCCCUUUUCAAGUGUCCUCUUCUCAUGAGCUUGUCUGAUCUGUAAAAUUUCUCUGGUAGAGUUUGACUGAGACGGCUGAUGACUCAUCCAUAUCAGACUCAGAGCCCCACAUCUCCAGCUCCGAUCUAAUUUUUUCCGUUGACCUCAUCGCGCAAAUCCACUUGCUCACUCACCCCAACACAGUAUCUCACAUCCCUACACGCGAAAAUGAGCGGAAAACCUGCGCUCGGUCUUCUCGGCGGCGGCCAACUCGGCCGCAUGCUUUGCGAAGCCGCAUCCCCCCUCGAAGUCGAAAUCGCCAUACUCGAUGCCCAAGACGCACCCGCCAAGCAAGUCAGCCGCAGCAAGUACCACGUCGACGGCUCCUUCAAGGACGCCCAGAAGAUCAGAGAGCUCGCCAGCAGCUGCAGCGUGCUCAGCGUUGAGACGGAGCAUAUCGAGACUGCUGUUCUGGAGGAGUUGGCUACUGAGGGAAAGGUCGUUGUGUAUCCCUCGUGGAAGACGCUGCGCUUGAUUCAGGAUAAGUUUGAGCAGAAGGAUUAUCUGGGCAAGCAGGGUAUUCCUAUCGCUGAGCAGGUUGCUAUUCAGUCCAAUGGUGCGGAGGAGAUGCGGAAGGCGCUGAAGGAUGUUGCGAGCAAGUUUGGAUUUCCUUAUAUGCUCAAGUCGCGAAAGGAUUCGUAUGAUGGGCGGGGAAACAUCAAGAUUGCUAAUGAUGAGGAUAUCGAGACUGCUGUGAGCGAGUUUGGAAAGCUUCAGUGCUACGCGGAGAAGUACGUACCUUUCCAACGUGAGCUCUCGGUCAUUGUUAUUCGCACAGAGGACACUGAGGGUCGAACAAAGCGUCUGGUGCCGUAUCCUUGCGUGGAGACUGUUCACGAGGACAAUGUCUGCUCGCGGGUCUACAUGCCUCCUCGCGAUACACCCGAUGAGGUAUCCAAGCGUGCGCAAGAGGUUGCUGUCAGUGUUGUUGAGAAGCUCUGGGGACGAGGUGUUUUUGCUGUGGAGAUGUUUGUCACUGACAAGAAUGACAUCCUUGUCAAUGAGAUUGCCCCGCGACCUCACAACUCUGGGCAUCUCACCAUCGAGGCCGUUCCCUACAUGUCACAGUACAAGGCGCAGCUCACAUCCAUUCUCGACGAGCCCCUCCCCGAAAAGCUCGAACCCCAUGUCGCAUCCAGCAUCAUGAUCAACAUCCUCGGCGGCGCCGAACCAGAAUCCCACAUCCCCCUCGUACAAAAGGCCAAGUCCAUGUUCGCCAGCAACAUCGGCGUGUACCCCCAUCUCUAUGGCAAGCAGUCCAAGCCCGGCCGCAAGAUCGGUCACAUUACUCUGACCGGUUUGACCGCCAGCAUCAAGGAACUAGAGGACUAUGCUCAACCUCUUGUCAAGUUGGCAGCUGAUAUGCGACAAGAGCGCAUUCAAGCCAAGAGCAAGAGUCUUCGUCCUGAGCAGGCUGUUACCAAGGCCACUAAGGAUCCUUUGGUUCUGGUUACUAUGGGCUCUGAUUCUGAUCUCCCUGUCCUCAAGGCUGGUCUCGAUAUUCUCACUCAGUUUGGUGUUCCUUGGGAGGUUGACAUUACGUCUGCUCACCGAACACCGGUCAAGAUGGGUGAUGUCGCUACGGCUGCUGCUGAUCGUGGUAUCAAAGUCAUCAUCGCCGCCGCAGGUGGAGCUGCCCAUCUCCCCGGCAUGGUCUCAGCCUACACCCCCCUUCCCGUCAUUGGUGUUCCCGUCAAGGCCACCCACUUGGAUGGAAUGGACUCUCUCUUGAGCAUUGUUCAGAUGCCUCGCGGCGUUCCUACCGCCACCGUCGGCAUCAACAACUCCACCAACGCCGCUCUUCUCGCCAUCCGAAUCUUGGGCGCUUUCGUGCCUGAGUACCUUGAGAAGAUGAGGGCCUACCAAGUUGACAUUGGUGAGCAGGUGAAUGGUAAGGCUACUCGAUUGAGGGAGUCUGAUGUCGAGUCGUACUUGGCUCAAAUGAAGAAAUAAAAAGCGAUUAUAUGAUAAGUUUUAUAGACAAGAAAUAAAAGACCAGUCACGUUUCUAUAAUACCAGCAUAUAUGCGCAUCUCGGAUGGUAGGGAUCAAACAUUUAGCAGAGGCGGGAGCGAUGAAGUCAAUGGCUCA
Messenger RNA from Fusarium verticillioides 7600, 2612 nucleotides. RefSeq lists its product as hypothetical. The record is from RefSeq and is a predicted model, not a curated record. Gene Ontology annotation, biological process: 'de novo' IMP biosynthetic process. The transcript is spliced from 3 exons. Bases 691 to 2475 code for a protein of 594 amino acids. NCBI's taxonomy places the organism in Eukaryota, Fungi, Ascomycota, Sordariomycetes, Hypocreales, Nectriaceae. Gene Ontology annotation, molecular function: phosphoribosylaminoimidazole carboxylase activity; ATP binding; metal ion binding.